Messenger RNA from Trypanosoma cruzi, 2268 nucleotides. RefSeq names its product ubiquitin hydrolase, putative. Lineage: Eukaryota; Euglenozoa; Kinetoplastea; Trypanosomatida; Trypanosomatidae. The record is from RefSeq and is a predicted model, not a curated record. Gene Ontology annotation, molecular function: cysteine-type deubiquitinase activity; cysteine-type endopeptidase activity. The coding region runs from base 1 to 2268 and encodes 755 amino acids. Gene Ontology annotation, cellular component: nucleus; cytosol. The transcript has a single exon. Gene Ontology annotation, biological process: protein deubiquitination.
AUGCUCUGCUCCUGCACCGAACGGGUAGACCCGCAGCGUUUGCGGGUGAAGUUUGCAAAUGCAUGGCUAAAGGAGGGAGUUUUGACCUCAGAACCCUUGACAAUGUACUGCACCUUGUGUGAGCAGCGGGGGCUUAUGUCUGGCAAGACGAAGAGCAAAACAAAACUGCACGGCUUUAGCAUUUUCCGAAAAACGAGGGAUGAGGCAGAUGGCUCAGGGGAGAAUGCAUUGGAUGAUCUCUUCUUGUGUUUCACAUGUACCAUGUGCUUUUGUGCGGCACAUGCAAAGAUCCAUGAAGAAGAACAGAGAAGAGCUGCCAUGGCUGGCAACAGCAAUCGUGGAAAACGUCACUUUUUAUUUUUUGCUGUUCCAUUUUGGGCAAAGACGGUGGGAACUUAUACCCCGUCAGGGAAAAACAAAACUCUGUUUCCCACUUUUCACGUAGAUGACCUCGAGCAUAUACGUGAGUCGGGCCCCCUGACGCUUGAAAAGGAGGCUGCCAUUGUCUUCCGUCCAAGCGGUGAUUCACAUGGGUGGGUUUAUAAUGUAUGGUGUACGCAUUGCAGCGAGAAGCCGGCUCCACUUCGCUUCUCCGAGUUUCAGGAGUCCGACCCACUUCAUGUACACAUCAAGCUGUUAGGUGAUAUUAUUGCAAGGCUUCGUUUUCUUUUCUAUGAGGGAAUUCGAAUAGAACUACCCGCCGAAUGGUCUGCAUUAAACCAGGGCAAUUUCCACACAGGGGAGUCCUCGUCCUAUCCACGUGCUUGCGGGGACAUUUAUGCUAACCGUAAUACUUUGCAUGAUUUGGAUGUUCACGCGAGUGGCACUUCUUCUAUGGGCACAUCCUCUUUUGCAUUGCGAGGGUCAAAAGGGGACGGUGAGGCUCUUGUGUUAGCACAUGUUGCUGGUAUUGAGAAUCAUCGGAACACUUGCUACUUUAACUCUGUCUUGCAAUGUGUUCUUAAAUGUAGAUUUUUUACACGUCCACUGCUUUCUCUAGAUGUUGGAGCUCUUCCGGGUCCGCUGAGUUAUCGCAUAUAUGCCAUGGCUCGUCAUCUUAGUGAACAGACCCUUGCGGACGUGCAGACACGUGCAGUUUAUCCAUUUGCACGUGCGGUAUUACGUUGUCUAUGUGAACUUGCCCCUCUCUUUGCGGAGGAUGAUCAGCAGGAUUCCCAGGAACUCUUUUUGUGUAUGAUUAAUGGUGUGGCCGAUGAGUUUGACAAGGGCAAGUCCGAGGAGGAGAAGAAAAAAGGCCCACGAUUAUCUUUUGAGGGGGUUAUGCGCACGGAGGUUGUCUGCACGCAGUGUGAAAGUCGUUUUCCACGUGAGGAGUUAUUCAUGGCCCUCUCGGUUCCUGUUGAAGACUCGAUUGAGAGUGGGCUGCGCAAACUCUUUCGGCCGAUGCAUCUUCGGGAAAAGGAUCAAUAUGCAUGUGAAAGGUGUUUUAAAGGGCUUACGAAGGCGGAACAGGAGCGACACAACGCGGCUAUCAGGGCGGAGAAUGAAAGAAAAGAGAAGGCCAAGAAAAAGGCAUCGGCCGAAGAGAAGCGGAGUCUUAACUGUGUAUAUUCUGACGCCGUUGUAUCGACAUCCAUCAGUCGGUUGGGCGGUACAUUGGCUCUGCACCUGCUGCGAUUCCAAUCGGACGGCCGCGACUUCCAAAAGGUUACCCGGAGCGUGGCGUUCCCCAUGUCGCUUGACCUGGCACCGUUUGUAUCAAAGGAUGUGUUAAGGGAAUACGAAAUGGCACGUGGCCUCUCUGCUCUCCAGGCACGAUUUCCACACGUACAACGUGAUCGUUUGCUUCGCUUCUUUGAACACGCUAGCGGUGACCUUCAGAAGGCGGAACGGAUGCUGAUCGGGAUGGAAGAAAAGGGUGCGUUGAACGGCGAGGAUGAUGCCCUGCUGGAGUUCAAAGCGGGACAAGGGGCGUCGGAUGGCUCAAUGCCAGGGAUCACCACGUGUCGUUCAAGCGGACACACGAGCUGCGAUGUGAGCCCCGCUGGCUUCUCUCCAGUGUCUUCUGUGAUGAAAACAAAUGAUGUAGUGGGGGAAGGGCAGGAACCACUCCCGGCGCUUAAGCGGGAGCUUGUCGGCAUCGUUGCACACCGCGGUUCUCUUCACGGCGGCCACUACAUUGCAUACGUGCGAGAUGACAGCCGCCCGAAUAGCUGGUUUCGCUGCGAUGACGAGGAUGUGGAAAGGGUAGACAAGGAAUAUGUUCUGCGUUGCCAAUCAGAGGUAUACAUGUUGUUCUACGAGUAG